Messenger RNA from Equus quagga, 7851 nucleotides. It is a transcript of the gene PDPR, whose product is annotated as pyruvate dehydrogenase phosphatase regulatory subunit. The transcript is spliced from 20 exons. Gene Ontology annotation, cellular component: mitochondrial matrix; cytoplasm; mitochondrion. Gene Ontology annotation, molecular function: protein binding; oxidoreductase activity. The record is from RefSeq and is a predicted model, not a curated record. Lineage: Eukaryota; Metazoa; Chordata; Mammalia; Perissodactyla; Equidae. Bases 414 to 3050 code for a protein of 878 amino acids.
UGCUGCGGGGCCGUAAAGCGCGGAAGGUCGUCGCCGCGGUCUCCCGCUUCCCCGGAACUUUUUCAUCUCUCCGGCCCGGCCCCCUUCCCAUUCCCUGUCCCCGUUCCGGCGCCCGGGUUCCCAGCCAACUGUUGUGGUUGCAGCGCCGCUUCCGCCGAGUGUUACCGAGCGCGGAGCCCGUGAGGGCCCAUGAGCAGCCCUUUUGUACACACCGCUGUGAGCAGACGGAGGAACAACGCAGAGGGAGUGAGAGCUGUCGUCUUGCUCUUGCUGGUUUUCAGGCUUGUAUAUCCAGCUGCUGCUUGGUGUUUCCCUAUGGAUGCCUGAUGGCUACCUUGCACUUAACAUUUUGAAUUCUUGGGAUCUCCUUCUUAGCUGAGUGAGAGCACAUCUCCCAGUUGCUGUCAGACGUGAUGUUUUACUGGUUGCUAUCGGUGGUCCGAAGACAAAGAAUUAGGAGAGGAUGGCAGAAGUGGUCCUCAGCCAGAAGUGGUGCGUCAGUUGCUGAGGCUCAUUCUGUUGCCCUGCCCACCCAGGCACAGGUGGUCAUCUGCGGUGGUGGAAUUAUGGGCACAUCUGUGGCCUAUCACCUCUCUAAGAUGGGGUGGAAGGAUAUUGUCCUUUUGGAGCAGGGCAGGCUGGCUGCUGGCUCUACGAGGUUUUGUGCUGGCAUCCUAAGCACUGCCAGGCACUUGACCAUUGAGCAGAAGAUGGCAGACUAUUCAAACAAACUCUACCAUCAGUUAGAGCAAGAAACUGGGAUCCAAACAGGUUACGUAAGGACAGGCUCGAUCUUUCUGGCCCAAACUCAGGAUCGGCUGAUCUCUCUGAAGCGCAUCAACUCAAGGCUGAAUGUUAUAGGCAUCCCUUCUGAGAUCAUCUCCCCCAAGAAAGUGGCCGAACUUCAUCCUCUCCUCAAUGUGCACGACCUGGUGGGGGCCAUGCAUGUUCCUGAGGAUGCAAUGGUGUCCUCCGCCGAUGUGGCUCUUGCCCUGGCAACUGCUGCCUCCCAAAAUGGUGUUCAGAUCUAUGACCGGACAAGUGUUCUUCAUGUAAUAGUCAAAAAAGGUCAAGUUACUGGCGUGGAGACAGAUAAAGGACAAAUCCAAUGCCAGUAUUUUGUCAACUGUGCUGGUCAGUGGGCAUACGAGCUGGGUCUGUCCAACGAGGAGCCGGUUAGUAUCCCGUUACAUGCCUGCGAACACUUCUACCUUCUGACUCGCCCCUUGGAGACCCCUCUGCAGAGCAACACACCAACUAUUGUGGAUACUGACGGAAGAAUCUAUAUUCGGAACUGGCAGGGUGGCAUCUUGUCUGGGGGCUUUGAGAAGAACCCGAAACCAAUUUUCACUGAGGGCAAGAACCAGCUGGAGAUUCAGAAUCUACAGGAAGACUGGGAUCAUUUUGAGCCCCUGUUGAGUUCCCUCCUGCGUAGGAUGCCCCAGCUGGAGACUCUGGAGAUCAUGAAGUUGGUGAAUUGCCCUGAGACCUUCACACCAGACAUGAGGUGCAUCAUGGGCGAGUCUCCUUCAGUACAAGGCUACUUUGUCCUGGCAGGAAUGAACUCUGCUGGCCUUUCAUUUGGCGGAGGAGCUGGAAAGUACCUCGCAGAAUGGAUGAUGCAUGGGUAUCCCUCAGAAAACGUCUGGGAAUUGGACUUGAAACGUUUUGGAGCCCUCCAGAGCAGCCGUACCUUUUUGCGCCACCGGGUCAUGGAAGUCAUGCCUCUGCUGUACGAUCUGAAGGUUCCCCGUUGGGACUUCCAGACCGGGAGGCAGUUACGCACAUCUCCCCUCUAUGACCGGCUGGAUGCACAAGGAGCCAGAUGGAUGGAGAAACAUGGAUUUGAGAGGCCAAAGUACUUUGUGCCACCGGACAAAGACCUCCUGGCAUUGGAGCAGAGCAAGACUUUCUAUAAGCCAGAUUGGUUUGACAUUGUGGAGUCUGAAGUCAAGUGCUGUAAGGAAGCUGUGUGUGUCAUUGACAUGUCCUCUUUCACAAAGUUUGAAAUAACAUCCACCGGGGAUCAGGCAUUAGAAAUUCUACAGUACCUCUUCUCCAAUGACCUUGAUGUGCCUGUGGGCCACAUCGUGCAUACUGGCAUGCUCAACGAGGGUGGAGGGUAUGAAAAUGACUGCAGCAUAGCGCGACUGAGCAAGCGCAGUUUCUUCAUGAUUUCUCCAACCGACCAGCAGGUCCACUGUUGGGCCUGGCUUAAGAAACACAUGCCACAAGACAGCAACCUGCUUCUGGAGGAUGUCACCUGGAAAUACACUGCCCUCAAUCUGAUUGGUCCUCGAGCUGUGGAUGUGCUGUCCGAAUUGUCCUAUGCCCCUAUGACUCCAGACCACUUCCCAAGUCUGUUUUGCAAGGAGAUGAGUGUGGGCUAUGCGAACGGGAUCCGGGUGAUGAGCAUGACCCACACGGGAGAGCCGGGAUUCAUGCUGUAUAUCCCUAUAGAGUAUGCCCUGCAUGUUUACAAUGAAGUGAUGAGUGUUGGGCAGAAAUAUGGAAUCCGGAAUGCUGGGUAUUAUGCUCUUCGUAGUCUCCGAAUUGAGAAGUUUUUUGCCUUCUGGGGUCAGGAUUUAAAUACCCUCACCACCCCGCUGGAAUGUGGACGAGAGUCUUGGGUGAAAUUAGAGAAGGGGAUGGAUUUCAUUGGGCGAGAUGCCCUGCUGCAGCAGAAGCAGAAUGGGGUAUAUAAACGCUUCACCAUGUUCAUCCUGGAUGACCACGACACAGACCUGGACCUCUGGCCUUGGUGGGGAGAGCCCAUUUACCGAAACGGGCAGUAUGUUGGCAAGACCACCAGCAGUGCCUACAGCUACACCCUAGAGCGCCACGUUUGCCUAGGCUUUGUGCACAAUUUCUCCGAGGACACUGGGGAAGAACAGGUGGUGACAACAGAUUUCAUCAACCGGGGAGAGUAUGAGAUUGACAUCGCGGGUCACCGGUUCCAGGCCAAGGCCAAGCUCUACCCAGUUGCCUCCCUCGUCACCCAUAAGCGCCGAAAGGAUGACGUGGAGCUAAGUGACUUGCAUGGGAAGUGAUGCCAGGCAGUCUCGCUGCCUCCCAUCUUCUCACCAUCUUAGGAGCUUGUCCUCCUCCUGAGCCUGACCCUUUUGAUUUAAGCUUUGCCUCCCAUCUCCUAUCUCUUUGAUAUGAUUUUAAACUUUUCCUACUUUUAAACUUUUUGCUUUGCAACCUCUCGUCCAUCCAUCUUCUCCUCCUCCCUUUUGCAGUUUCCCAUCUCCUGAUACUCACUCUGGGCCGUUCUUCCCGUCCCUCCACCCCUCUCAGAUUCCCAUGUGACAGGAAGCAUGUCUGACAGGCAGGACAGGAGCAAACUCCAGUUGUGGAAGUAGGUUACUGUGACAUCUGAUUUCAAAUGCUGUGUCUUAACACAAGGGAAGCUGGUGGUGUGCAGGCCUCAGGGCAAGAGUCCAGCUCCUUGGGGCUAAGUUUUCUUGGAGUAACCUGUUAAUUUUGGUGGGUUGCUGUAUGUUUGAUAGAGCCCUGUGGAACAGUUUGUGCCUUUUAGCCAGGCAGAUCAUUCUCCUGUUCCACUGUGCUGAUACCCUGAUACCUCUAGCAAGAGGAUGACCAUCUACCUCAUUGAUGAGAGGCAUCGUGUGGAUGUGAUCUGGUCUGUAGGAGAGAUAAAUAGCUAACCUGGCACCCUCCCCAGCCUCCCUACCAAACUAGUUAUCAUACUCUUGGGCCAGGGCCACUUGCAUAUAAUUUCUUCAUCUCUUGCUAAUCUCUAUAAUUGAGGGGUUUUGUGUGUUUGUUUCUUGGCUGAGUAGACAAGACAGUCACAGUGUUUGAAAGGGGAAAACCAUGUUGCCUUUUGUGUUGCUUAUCCCAGCUGACAGGGUCUGACCUCAGGAAGUACACCACCGCUGAUGCUGAGUCUUCUACGAUUAAGGCAGUGCUGCUGUUCUUUCAGCUACUGAGUUCAGUCAUCCCAUCUUGGAUUCUCCUCUGCUCUGUUGCUUGCAUUUGACUUGAUCAGUGCAGCCUCACCUGUCUCUCCUACAGUAGGCUCACUAGCUCAGCAACAUGUUUCUCUCCCUUUAGAAGAGGGAGAAGGUAGGACGAGCCAUCCUCGUUGAGUAAUUGAACUUUGCUGGCCAUGCUGAGGUUCAGAGAGCUACUAGAACCCCAAGUUUUGCUUCCUCCGGCACAGAACAGACAGACCCACACAGAGAAAACCCACAUGGGUCCAGUGAGAGUUCUGAGUAUGGAGGGCGUGCAUUACACGAGCCUAGAAGACUGCUUCCCCUCUUUUCCUUCCAGGCUCUUUUUUUCUCCAUCCAGCCAUCUCUCCAUAUCCUCUGGAAUAGAAAAUGACUUGGGGUACCCCAAGAUGGCCCUGCACACUUUUAAGGGGUAUCACAGUGGUAAGUGGUAUCACAGACUGUGCUAUCCAUCCCAAUACUUCAUUUUCCCUUGUGCAAUAACUGCCCUGAUCUGAUUCCUUUUUAAGUGCCAAGUGCUGUUAGAGAAGUUAAUUAAAUAUAGCCUUUGUUGUCUUGGUAUCUUGGAAGCAUUAGCUCUGAUAAGUCUAUAAGAAUCUUAAAGAUCCUUUCAUUUUACCAGAGCAGCUUAAAAUUCUGCCCACUCUGGCAUUUCUUUGGGAUCUUUGUUUAUCCACUUAAUCAGGCUGGUUCCUUGUAACAUUACUUGUCAUUUCCCCAGCCAGACCACUCCUACUUGAUUACUGACUUUAGUGUCCACCCUUUUUAGGAGGGCUUAGUUGAUUUAGUAAGGGAGGAGCAUGUGAUUAGAAUUGUUUGGGGGCCUUGCUAUUUGGGUGCAAAUGUGUAUUUAACUAGCUGAGAGAUGCUGCUCCUAGGCAAAGAAGAGAGAGGAGGAGAGGUGUUGCCCAGCUGCAGAGCAGAGCUGUGAACAGCUGCUGUGAAGGACUUGGGACAGCAGGAAAAGGGCACUUGGCCAAUGCGGGUGUUACCAGCAGGGAGCUGACGGACCCAAGAAGAUGGAAACAUGUAGCGCUAAAGGUAUCACAUGCUCUGCACCACUCCAAAGUCAAUUUGUAAAUGAAAAACUAUUUGGGAUUGAAUCCAAAAGAAAUUGUAGAUUUAUGCAUAAAUUUCAUCUUGUCUAAAAAUAGGAGUCACACUCCCAAGACACUGGUAAGAUGUUAAUCUUAUGGGGCAUCACUUAUUUAUUGAGUGCCCUGAAACAUACCUAUUUAUCUUUUGGCACUUUAAAAUUCAGCCUUGGAGUCUCUUUUGGUUCAUUCAAAUAUAGGCAGAGUGGAUCUGGUAGUUUUCUCUGUUUGGUCCUAAAUCUGAAGGAGGUGAGUCUUUCCUGCCUCUUGCAUAAUUGACAAUCAAGAUACCCUCAUUUCUGUGUCAUUUCCAUCUCUUGGACAGUGGGCCACGUGUGUUGCCCUGUGUGACAACUUAGCUCUCCCUAGAGAGUCGAGGGAUUCUGGAUUCUUGUGAAUGGGUAGCUGGAUGUUGGUCUUAGGUGGCUGGUACUUUUUUCUCUCUGAAAUGAUCCACCAUCAUCUCUUGGGGGAGAGGCUCUGCACUCCUUUCUAUCUUGUUAGCAUAUUCAGUUGAAGAAUCUUUUUGAACCUAGAAACACACAGUGUGUUGGCCUCAAGCAGAUGAAGACCCAGGGUUAUAAGUCUCCUAUGGGUCUUCUUCUUCCUUGACGUAUGUUCCAAGCCCCUAGUUCCUCAUGCCCCAUGUAAAUCCUGUGUCUUGGCACUGCCACGGUCGUUUGACUUACAUUGAAGCUUGCAUCCGAAAGAUGUCCCAUCUGAAAUCAGGAUGGGAAAACUGAAAAUUCAGAAAGUUUUAAGAGCAAAAAGGGUCAAGAACUACCUGCUUGGGUAGCCUGUUUGAUGUCCUUUAACUUGUGUUGCAGUCACAUAGCACCUCAUGGGCAAGACAUGCUCCAGGAGAGAGAACUGAACAAUUCCCACUACAUUUCCAGUGCUUUUCUGGGGAGCCUCUGUGCCCCCAAAUGUGGGAGGUGGUUAACCUCAGUUUCCCUUUGGCCCCCAAAAUCCCAGUUCUAUAGGAGUAGAGCCCAGUCAUUUUGAUUCUCAUCAGGAGGCGUGCAGUCCCUGGAUUCUAUCUCCUUGUACAGACCAAGAGUUUCACCUUCUUCCCUGGGCUUUUGUUUCUAAGAAAAUAACUAAAACGUGAAAAAUAACUCUAGCCUUCUCUAUUACCCUGCCUUUGCAUGCAUUUGAAAUGUUAACCCCUCCCCACCGCCACCACGUAUGUGGCAGGAAUGACAGCUUUCUAAAAGAGGCUUUGCUUCACUGAAGAAAUGACCCACUGCCUUGAUUUCUGGCUCUGUUUAUCCUUGGGCUUAUGGACACAUUUACUGGCAUCUGAGUGAGUGUUCACCAUCCUUUGAGAACCUGAAGUAGAUAAAGGGGAAUCUUCUAUGACCUGUAGUCUUGGUUCUGACCCGUAGAAGGCUGUGUCCUGGUACAACAAUUGCAUUGGCUUUCUUUCAGGGUUACCUGCAAGGUUCAUUUUUUAUCUCUUUGUUGCCGCUUGGCCAGGUAGUCAGCACGGAUCCUUUUUAGUAUCUAAGCUAGAGGUUUGGUCAACAGUGCUUAAUUCUGUAUUCAGACCUCCUACUGUUUUCAUUUUCUUUCUGCACACCCCCUCCUCACAUGCCUCACAAACUUUGAUAUAAGCAGCAUUUUAUCAACUUGAUAUAGGGAAAAUUUUCAUGAGUAAAGAAUUUUCAUCUUGCACAUGGAUUCAGGAGAAGCACACAAGUGGAAGAAAUGGUAGAUGAAAUAAGAUGUUUUAGGCGUUAUAACCACGUCCUGCAGUAAGCCAUGGAUGAACUGUGGGUCUGCCUGUCAGCGCCUCCCUCCCCACUACCACUUUUGGCCUCCACUUCAAGGUGCUGAGUUGUAAGGCUCCUUCAUUGUCACUAUGGGGCUCCCAUUUGCAGUCCCUCAUCACUACAAAUGCACUAUUUUUCAAGAGGACUGAGUAUUUUUGUAUGUCUUUGCCUUCUCUUUGUCCAUUAAACACCAGUUGUUCCUUGUAUAAUGUGAUUCUUGACUUGACAGAGCAGAGCAUCCCUUGGAGAAUUACACAUUUCUUCAUGGGCCGUUUUCUCAUGAUAUUUAGAUGCACCUAUUUUUAUCCUUUGCAAACCUUCUGCCUUCUCAUUUUUCUGUCUCUCAAGGACAGAAAUUAUAAGAGGUGAGGAGGAUAUUUUUAGCAUCUGUUUCAAAAGAUCUAUGCCAGGGUUUCCUUUGCACACCAAGAACUGGGGCUCGGAGCACCUCUUUUCUCCAAGCCAGGUUCUAGUGCCUUACACUCCAGAAUGUCACAUGGUGGGUGUAGAGAGGAAGGAGGAAAAAGAAAGUAACUUCCUUUCAGUCUGACAGUUCCCAUCCACCCUGCAUAGCCUCUCCUUCUCCAGACAGAUGGUGUGGGAUAGAAAGCUUCUGCAGCUUGUUUCAGUGAAGGGUUUUCUAGCACAUGGUUAACACUUUACUCUCUGGUCAACCCUUGGGAUGUAUGAAAGCACCACUGUAAUUAUUGUAAAGUGCUAUAACUCAUUAUUUGCAUUUGUAAAUGUGCGGUUCAGCUCAGCCCUUUUCUGUCCCUGUGUAGAGUUUAGCAUGUGGUCCUGAAGACAUUCAAGGCACUUUAGUAAAUGGGAUCUGUCCACACAAGCCCUGGUGACUUUAGGCACACAGGGUGACCAAGCAUUUCUGCCCUCCAUGAAUGUGAUAUUAACAUUGUGCACUGUAUUUCUAUCAAGCCAGAUUUCAAGUAAGAUUUUCUUUUCAUGUUACUAGGUUUGUAAAUGAAUAAACAGACAUUUUAAUUA